This is a messenger RNA of Brassica oleracea var. oleracea, 2343 nucleotides long. RefSeq lists its product as uncharacterized. The transcript is spliced from 2 exons. The record is from RefSeq and is a predicted model, not a curated record. Bases 51 to 962 code for a protein of 303 amino acids. Lineage: Eukaryota; Viridiplantae; Streptophyta; Magnoliopsida; Brassicales; Brassicaceae.
AAUAUCAUGGUGUGAACCAAACGUUGGCUCAACGUCCAGUGUUCAGAAGAAUGAUGUGUACGAUGAAGAAAGACAUGUACCCAAAAGGUUGGAGGUACAAGUUCAAAAGCAGGAACGUUAAGAGACUUAUGCUUAGGAGAUUGGUGCACUUCAAGCCAUUUUCAGAUUCUGAAUUUCUUGUGGAUGUAACCUGUAAGAAGAAGCAAUGGAGGUCGCCUAAGGAUUCUAUACAUCGUAGAAGGAGGUUGGUUCUACAUAACAUUACUGGAGAGUUAACAGAUGGUACAGCUUUUGAUGUUAUGUUGGACCGUAUUGAAGAGGGGUGCAGUGCUCUGACCGGUUUUAGCAUGAGUUUUGCGAAGCUGUUGUUCAGUGUGUAUCUGAGUUUUCGGGAAGUUGAUCGACUUGAUGGGGAGUUCCACUUGAAGCAUAAAUGGAGGUUUAAGCAGUUAAAUCAAGCUUCUAUUUUGAAGUUGCCGUUGGAACAAGCUGUAUGCGGAAGAACAGAGUUUCUGUAUGGGCAGAAGUUCAUAGCAUUUGGUACUGGCUUGAAUAGGAUUCGGGGUCAGAUAUGGAAUCAGUUUGGUACAGUUCCUAGUUCGUGGGGAUCUUUGGAGUAUCAGUUGAGAUGGAGACUACAUCAAGGCUUGAGAAGAUACAUGAGGCAUGACCACUCUUCUAUAUGGCAUCGAUGGAGAUACAAGACCUUGGAGUGUGCAACAGUUUCCCAGACGUGUGAAGCAGAUUCAUUGACACUUGGAGUCAAUGACGUUCGUUGGCAGUGGUGGAGUUUGGAGUUGCAGCAACAUGGGUAUUGUCGUGAGAGUAAUUCCAUCAUUAUGCUAAGCUCAAGCUUGAGGUCAAGGUUGAUUUCAAGGGAGGGAGUAUAUAAGAGCAUACUUAUCUGCUUAUGCAUACUGGCUGUGUUGAUUUGGAGAUUUGAUAGAGAAGAAAAGAAGUAAUCUGAGCUGAGGAUACAAGAGCUGUUCUAUACCAGAGUUUCAUACAUGUUAUUAUUGCAUCACGAGAGUGAUCUGCUAAGAGCUCGUGUACAGCAAAGUCAUAAGUAGAAAAGGCCUUUGAAGACAUAUAUGUUUAAGUAUAGACAGCUGCUCAGUAAAGUAGGUGCUUGGCCAGAAAUACAGCAGCAUAAUGUACAAAGAGCUUACAGAUAUGUUAUAAUACGAGAAGAGGGCACUGUACAAAGUUGUGACAAUGGAAGAUUGUGGAGUGGCUGGUAUGUUCACAGUGGCAAGGUGAUGCAACAAAGGAGGAUAAGUAAAAUGGCCAAGUCUUGGAUGUUCAAGUAUAAAGAUAAGCACCAGCAGUUUCUUUCUUCUUCCAAGCUUGUGGGCAAGCUUGUUUUAUGAGGCAAGUAUUGAUAGAUAUCAAUCUAUCUUUACAUGGCCUUGGCAAGCAAGGCCGAUGACGUGGCUAAAUGAAGGAUGGUUGAGAAGACUCUGGUUGAGUGAGAAGCUUUGCUGUUACGGUGGAUUGAAGCAGCUCGUGAGACAGAUGAAGAGUAUAAGAAUGACGAACAGAGGAAGAGGAAGAUGAUGCUUUGAUGUUGCUGUAGAUUGACGCCAUGAGUCAUCUUAACCCGAUCGCCAUGAGAUCGGUAACGAAGGGGUUUGUAAACUCUAUCACAGACACAUUCCAAACCAGUGUGAUUAUCAAAUCCCUGUCAACACCAGUCACUGCCCUCAAACCAGAGAAGAUACUUGGUAGUCUAGUAAGUGAUAAAUAUGAACUUGUUGAUUAUUGGAAUGAUAUCUUUACCAGUCAUACUUUCAAGUAUUCAGUUUUCAAUAAUUCAAGUUCAAAUAUAAUACACUUGCUCUUUCCCUUAAGUGUCAAGAGAGAAACAGGAACCAUUGGAGUACUCAAAGACUGGAGAGAAUAUCUACCAGAUCUAAAACCAGAGAAAAACAGAGGAGUAAUACUAUCUUACCUACUCAAAGGAGAACCCCCAGAUUCCCCACACAUCACUACACCUAAAACUUAUCAAGGUAAGACUCUAAACUCCCAAAGAAGGAUGAAAGCUAACUUGCUUCCUCUUGGUGCAGAUUAUAUAGUUUCGAGGUCAAAACCUUUUCAAGAGGGCGAGUAUGAUGAGGACAUCAAGUCAUCAUCAGAAAAGAAGAAAGGAACCAGGAGCAAAUCAUUGGAGAACAUGAAUUUGAGAAGAGCUAAAGAAGCCAACCAGGACAUAUGUGCAAUCAAUACACCAUAUCUUACAAACCAGGAGAAAUUUAUUCAUGAAACCAGUUUUGUUGUAUUCUACACUUAACAAGAGCACGCGGCGAAUUGGUUUCACAUUAAAAGGGUUAAUGGUUUAGAAGA